AUGGCUUUCGAGGGCGGCACCGCCUACGCAGAGUCGGACGCCGAUGACGAGUACGAGCGCAGUAUGGGUGGCCACUCUCCCGUCGGCGACUCGGAAGCCUCCCCCAUCGAUUCCGAGAUCUCAACCUCCACCGAGCACACGCCCACAACAUAUGGCCGUCACAGCAGCGCCGACCGCCUGCCCGAGACCAUCAUCUCAGAGUGGACCGUUGACGAGUGUGCCGACUUUAUCAGCAAUAUUGGCCUCUCCCAGUAUGCCGACCGAUUCAUUGAAAACGAAAUCGUCGGCGAAGCUCUGGUGGCCCUGCUUCAUGACGAUCUCAAGAGCAUGGGCAUCGCCAGUGUCGGCCACAGAUUAACCAUCCUCAAGAGCGUAUACGAUGUAAAAAAGGCACAGGAUAUACCCAUGGAGUCGGAUCACUACCUACCAAUGUCUGCCGAUGCCGAAGCGCAGUAUGCUACCGCAACCCUCAAAGAUAUCAAGCACCUCGUCGAACAGCUGAGGCUACGCGACGAGCGGAUGAACCUGCUCGAGACGGACCUGCGACGCAUGACGGACGACUUUCGACGGUUACGGGAAGAUGUUUUGCCCGCUCUUCGAUUCGCCAAGGAUGCGCAGCAGCCGCUGCCCAAUCUCACCCCUGGCACCCAGGGAUACACAUACGAGGCUGGCACCAUCUCGAGUCCUGGCCCGACGCCUCCGGGUGGCAGCACUGGCGUUGGUGGCGUAAAACGACAGUACUCGCAACGCAAGAUUCUGAUAGGAGCCACACCGAAGAGCUCAUCACCCACACAAGCCGGCCACGAACGAACGAUUGCCGAGCAAACGCUAGACCCUGCCAGCGCCGCCGAGCGCGCUGUUCUGUCGUCGACGCAUCUCGCCGCCAUGAACGGCGCUGGUCAAAGCUCGUCCUCGCCCGGAUACUCGCCCAACAUACCCUCUCCCACAUCACCACAAAAUUACAUGAGCGGCACGACGCUCGCAUCGCGCUCCUACCGCAGUGAGACGGCCACACCGUCGAUACGAAACUACAGCGAGUCCAACGCCGGCAACGCCCCGCGACGGCGCGAGACGCCCGUGCCCGACACGCCCAACCAUCCACCCGGCUCGGUAGAAAUCUUCAAGUCGUUUCGGGUCUCUAUGGAAGACCCGUGCUACAAGGUUCUGCCAGCGGCCUUGCGCAAGUACCAGAUCAAUGCGCCCUGGGACCAGUACGCCCUGUACAUUGUAUACGGCGACCAGGAGCGGUGCCUGGCCAUGGAUGAGAAGCCUCUGAUUCUAUUCAAACAACUGGAUAAAGAAGGCAAGAAACCAAUGUUUAUGCUGCGCAAGACGAGCAGCGCUCCGGCGGAUGGCGACCCAGGCAGUGCAGGCGGUGCGAGAGGCACCUCUUCGACGGGGUACGAUCCGCCCGGUGGUAUCAUAUAA
Akanthomyces muscarius is the source of this 1428-nucleotide messenger RNA. RefSeq lists its product as uncharacterized. Gene Ontology annotation, biological process: signal transduction. The transcript is spliced from 3 exons. Gene Ontology annotation, molecular function: protein binding. The record is from RefSeq and is a predicted model, not a curated record. Lineage: Eukaryota; Fungi; Ascomycota; Sordariomycetes; Hypocreales; Cordycipitaceae. Bases 1 to 1428 code for a protein of 475 amino acids.